This is a messenger RNA of Ipomoea triloba (trilobed morning glory), 1635 nucleotides long. RefSeq lists its product as uncharacterized. Lineage: Eukaryota; Viridiplantae; Streptophyta; Magnoliopsida; Solanales; Convolvulaceae. Gene Ontology annotation, molecular function: nucleic acid binding; zinc ion binding. The record is from RefSeq and is a predicted model, not a curated record. The transcript has 4 exons. The coding region runs from base 1 to 1635 and encodes 544 amino acids.
AUGGAGUUUCCCAGAGAAGGACUAUCAAAUAACAGGCCACCAGCCCUAAGUGGUACAAACUAUUCUUAUUGGAAAGCUAGAAUGAAAAUCUACAUAUUAGCACAAGGAGAAAGAGUAUGGAGGGUUGUUGAAAACGAAUUGAAACAUCCCCUUGAUGACAAUAACAAAGCAAAAGGUCGUGCUGAUUGGAGCGAAGAAGAACUCAAAGAGUUCGACUAUAACUCAAAAGCUAUGAAUGCCAUCUACGGAGCCGUGAGUGAAGAAACAUUCAAACUAAUCGCUGCCACAAAUGUAGCAAAAACAACAUGGGAUAUAUUGUGUGAUCAUCAUGAAGGAAAUUCAACAGUCAAACAAUCAAAACUACAAAUGGUCCAAACUCAGUUUGAAAAUCUGAAGAUGGAGAAAGAAGAAGAUAUCACACAAUUUAAUGGAAGAAUACUAGAAAUUGCUGGGGAAGCCUAUAACUUAGGGGAACCCAUUCCUGAAAACAGAAAUAAGAACAAGAGUUUCUCAAAUAAUCAAGGGAGUCCAUCAUUUGCACAAAACCAAUCCGUCAAUUCCAAGAAGAAAGGGAAUCCAAACCUUGAUGGAAUACAGUGCUAUGAGUGCAAGGGAUAUGGACAUAUUCAGUUAGAAUGUCCAAAUUACCUAAGGAGGAAGAACAAAACAUAUGUAACAACCUUGAGUGAUGACUCAGAUAGUGAAGAAGAAAACAACACAAAUUUUGUGGCCUUUUUCACAAAUCAUGAAGGCGAUGAUGAAUCAAAGGAGGACAUGCAAGAUCUAUUAAACUCCUAUAAGAAAUCAUCAAAGAUCCUAAUGGAGUUUCCCAGAGAAGGACUAUCAAAUAACAGGCCACCAGCCCUAAGUGGUACAAACUAUUCUUAUUGGAAAGCUAGAAUGAAAAUCUACAUAUUAGCACAAGGAGAAAGAGUAUGGAGGGUUGUUGAAAACGAAUUGAAACAUCCCCUUGAUGACAAUAACAAAGCAAAAGGUCGUGCUGAUUGGAGCGAAGAAGAACUCAAAGAGUUCGACUAUAACUCAAAAGCUAUGAAUGCCAUCUACGGAGCCGUGAGUGAAGAAACAUUCAAACUAAUCGCUGCCACAAAUGUAGCAAAAACAACAUGGGAUAUAUUGUGUGAUCAUCAUGAAGGAAAUUCAACAGUCAAACAAUCAAAACUACAAAUGGUCCAAACUCAGUUUGAAAAUCUGAAGAUGGAGAAAGAAGAAGAUAUCACACAAUUUAAUGGAAGAAUACUAGAAAUUGCUGGGGAAGCCUAUAACUUAGGGGAACCCAUUCCUGAAAACAGAAAUAAGAACAAGAGUUUCUCAAAUAAUCAAGGGAGUCCAUCAUUUGCACAAAACCAAUCCGUCAAUUCCAAGAAGAAAGGGAAUCCAAACCUUGAUGGAAUACAGUGCUAUGAGUGCAAGGGAUAUGGACAUAUUCAGUUAGAAUGUCCAAAUUACCUAAGGAGGAAGAACAAAACAUAUGUAACAACCUUGAGUGAUGACUCAGAUAGUGAAGAAGAAAACAACACAAAUUUUGUGGCCUUUUUCACAAAUCAUGAAGGCGAUGAUGAAUCAAAGGAGGACAUGCAAGAUCUAUUAAACUCCUAUAAGAAAUCAUCAAAGUAA